CCGCCGAGCAUGCCGGCCCGCUGGUUUCGCCUUCCGCUGCUGCAGGCCCGGCAGCCCCAGUCCUCCGCGGGGCGAUCGCUGCGCCCCCGUUCCCUUCCUUCUCCUCCGGCCUCGGUGGGGCUCGCUGCGGGAUGGGCGUGCGCGGUCAGAGCGCGGAAGCUGGGGGUAGCUCCUGGCAGGCGGGCGCGGCGCUCUCCGGGGCGGGGCUCCGGGCCAGCCGGGCUCCACCCAAGCCCAGGCUGCGCGGAGCCCAGCCGGAGGCAGCCACCAGCGGGGCCCCGGAGGCAGCGCACCAGCGGAGCCGCCAUGGGGCUGGAGAAGGAGACGGGAGACACGAAGAUCUUCAUGGCCGAGGACAGCUUCGGGCGCCCCGGCGGCCCCGCGCUAGCCGGCCCGGAGAAGCGGGCGGAGAACAGCCCCGACAGAGACCCGCAUGGGCUGAACACCCACCUGAAGCUAGGGUUUGAGGAUGUCCUAGCAGAGCCUGCAUCAUUUCACUCCUUUGACAAAGUUUGGAUCUGCAGCCACGCUCUCUUUGAGCUCAGCAAAUACGCGCUGUACAAGCUCCUGACUCUAUUCCUUGCUAUCCCACUGGCUCUGGUUGCAGGAAUUGUCUUUGCAGUACUCAGCUGUCUGCACAUCUGGAUUGUGAUGCCUUUUGUAAAGACCUGCCUCAUGGUCUUGCCUUCAGUGCAGACUGUAUGGAAGAGUGUGACGGAUGUUCUUGUUGCACCGUUAUUUCAUAGCCUAGGCCGAUGCUUUGCUACUGUCAAUAUACGCCUGGACCAAGAGUAAACAUCAGGGAUACAAUUCUGGUGUAGUCUUAGAUGGUGGUAUGCUUCUUUGCUAAUGUAACAUAGGUACACUUAUUCAUUCCAAAAAUGUUGGGAUUAAACUAGCUGGUUUAAAAUGGGGAUACAUUAUUUAAAAAAAAAUCAUUUACUUUCAGGGGAUCAAUUUAAGACUAUUUUCAUAUCUAACUAUUUUAAACAGAAAAAAUGUGGGGUAUUUUGGCAACACUUUAUUUUAAUGGUACAUUGAUUGCCAGGUUGCAGAAAAAUUCAUGUGGAGGUAUAUGUGACCACCAAAAUAGUCUCUAAGGUGCCACAAGUACUCCUGUUCUUCUUUUUGCGGAUACAGACUAACACGGCUGUUACUCUGAAACCCACCAAAAUAGGAUCAUAGAAAAUUGCUGUGGCAGGUGGUGUUACUCGGAAUACUAAUGAAGUUAGUAAUGAUGUGAUAUACUGGGCCAAACUCACUUCUAGGGUUUCAGAGAUGGGUCUGGUCCACUAUUCAGCAUAAUACAUGGAAGGGUGUAUGCUCAGUUCUCACUCAUUCAGCUCCCAUUACUGCUUUGUAAAUCUCCCAUAUAUCAAUGGAGAAAAGUUCCCCAAAGUUUACACCUUAAAAUAAAGUGUUAGCUAAUGGUUUGAGACAAUCAGCUAAUCUAUAUAUAUUAUUUAAUGAGAUUUUAAUUUUGCUGUAUAUUUUGUAUUUAUGUAAAUGUUACUUUAUCAGUUUUCCUUGAAGCAUUAUUUCUAAAGGAUUUGUAUACUUGCGGAAUUAUUAUGCUGAAGAAGUUUGACACUGCAGAAGAUUAAAUGAGAUUGAUGAGAUUUUACUGACUAGAUUACGCAGAUCUUUGGAAAUGCUGUUGUGCAAUUCAAAUAUACCAAGUAUAUAUUUUUUUCGUAAUUGAAUGUAAAAGCAGUGCACACAAAUGUUUUCAUACAAGAUUAUGCAAAAGAGUUUGAAAUAUAUGUUUAUGAGAAUUGUUCAUUUUUUUUAAAUUAAAAACAGGCUGUAAUAAACGCAACCUUGCCUAUCUCUGUAUUAUCAGCAACAUUGUGGUAUUUAAAAUAAUAUACACUAUUCUCACACUUUGAUUAAGUGGAAAGCAUUCUCUCAUUUCAAGAAAGUGGACAUAUUUAGUAUGCUUGUCCAGUUCUCUCCACACAUUUAAUUGACUCUGGUAAAUGCUUAUUUAUUACUUUUAAAGUCUAACUAUAAAGGAUAGUUUUCCCUCCUGCACUUAAUACAGCUUUAUAAACCAGAAUAGCGUGUAAACAAAGGUACAUGAAAAUUAUAUUGAUCUUUUGAUGGGGUACAUGCUACUGAUUUAUAUAAAUGCAGAUGAACAGAUUACAACUGUAAAAUGUUUAGAAUAUGGUGCAAUAUGUUUUCCUCUGAAGCAAUGUCAUGCAUUCCUUAUCAUAUAUGAGGUAUGUAAUAAAAUAAUAAAAAAUUAGCUUUUUCUAUUUUUGGUAGCCCAAUUUACUCAGUCAUCUUUUUUUGUCUUGGUUAGAUAGAUGACCAAUAUUUAAAUCAUUUUAAAAAACUUUUCUUUUAAAUGAAUGUAGGAUACUUGUGCAACUUUACACUAACAUAUGGUAGGAAAAAGAUGGUGCAAAUGGACACAGCUCCACUGAUCUUGGUGAUGUUUCACCCAUUUACAAUAGUAGAGAAUUUGUCUCCCUAUGUAAGAUUUAGAACUACUCGUAAGUUCAAACUUAGCAAGUAAGACAGACUAAUUUCUUCUGAAAUCAUGUUAAUAUUCUCUAAAAUAGACUUCCCAUUGAGGUACUUUGGCUACAUGCCAAAUGAUUUUUUGGGGAAGAAAAUAGUACACAAAUUUCAUAGCAUAUGAAACAGAGCUUUAUUUAAUGAGCUGCAAAACAUUCUCAUUCGCCACUCAGUAGUAAAUGAACUAGUAUACAUUAUGUAGUCUUUGUACUUCAAAAAUGCACUUUUUCCAUAGGUAGCAAUUGGAGAUGGACUCAAACCAAAGUUCUAGAACUGCACACUUUCACAUUCAAAUCUGGAUCUUAAUACACAUAGCUGGUCCCUAUUGCGCUAGUCAGAAAUUCCCACCCCCUCCCAAUUAAAAUUUUCAAUUAAAAUAUGUUCUUCAAAAAUGUUCAGAUUUUUUG
Molecule: messenger RNA, 2933 nt
Organism: Chrysemys picta bellii (western painted turtle)
Lineage: Eukaryota; Metazoa; Chordata; Testudines; Emydidae
Gene: CAV2
Product: caveolin 2
Biological process (GO): positive regulation of MAPK cascade; cell differentiation; negative regulation of endothelial cell proliferation
Cellular component (GO): cytoplasmic vesicle; perinuclear region of cytoplasm; sarcolemma
Molecular function (GO): molecular adaptor activity; protein kinase binding
Source: RefSeq, a predicted model, not a curated record